Bombina bombina (fire-bellied toad) is the source of this 2850-nucleotide messenger RNA. It is a transcript of the gene PNISR, whose product is annotated as PNN interacting serine and arginine rich protein. Gene Ontology annotation, cellular component: nuclear speck; presynaptic active zone. NCBI's taxonomy places the organism in Eukaryota, Metazoa, Chordata, Amphibia, Anura, Bombinatoridae. Gene Ontology annotation, molecular function: RNA binding. The record is from RefSeq and is a predicted model, not a curated record.
GGUAGUUAUUUCCUGUCGAAAAGUCGCGGGCGCCAUAUUGCUUGAGCUGAAAAGAAGAAGCAGUAUAUGUGUAAUGUGAUCUCUCCAGGCCUAAAAUUCAAACUGAAUACCGUGAAGAAAAGCACCAACGGGUGCAGUUCGCGGAUAGGAUCUAGGAGUAUUAUCGGGUUGAUCAGUACUGUGAACUGCAUGUAGUACAGAUUGUGGAGCAAGUGACAAAAUGUGGGAUCAAGGUGGACAGCCUUGGCAACAGUGGCCAUUGAAUCAGCAGCAAUGGAUGGAAACUUUUCAGCACCAGCAGGAUCCAAGCCAAAUAGAUUGGGCUGCUCUUGCACAAGCAUGGAUUGCCCAACGUGAAUCUACAGGGCCAGAUGUGGAGCAGCAAGGCAUAAUUCCCAAUGGGCAGGAGGUUCCUCCAAUAGAACCUGGUCCCAACAAUCAUGCUAAUUUUCCGGGAGACCCAAACUUUAAUCGACUGUGGCAGCCAGGAUGGGGAGGAAUGCAUCAUCAACCUCCUCCACACCAUCCUCCUCCAGAACAGCCUUGGAUACCUCCAGCCCCAGGCCCAAUGGAUAUUGUUCCUGUGACUGAAGACAACAACAGUCAAGACAGUGGAGAGUUUACAGGUGACAAUAGUCAUAUGUUUAAUCAGAACAACCACAACUUUGUUGGACCACCUGAAAACUUUCCAAUGGGCCCCCCACCGAACCAGUAUGAUUAUCAGCAUGGCCCUGGAUUUGGUCCACCACAAGGAGGGUUUCACCCACCUUAUUGGCAGCCCGGCCCGCCUGGACCACCAGGGCCUCCAGCUCCUCCGCCAAACCGCAGAGAAAGACCUUCUUUUAGAGAGAGACAACGCUCACCCAUACCAGUACCCCCGAAACAAGAACCUCUUCAAAUUGAUGCUGUUAAACGGAGAACACUACCUGCAUGGAUUCGUGAAGGUUUAGAAAAAAUGGAGAGGGAGAAGCAAAAAAGAUUAGAGAGGGAACGAUUGGAGCAACAGCGCUCUCAAAUAAAGAGGGAGAAAAUGCGCUAUAAUGAGGCUGAAGAUGGGGAUGGUCCUCGACUGCCACAGAAAAGCAAAUUUGACAGUGAUGAAGAGGAGGAAGAUGAGGAAAAUCCUGAUGGGUCAGCUAGUGCCAAAGUCAGCCGCAGUCCUUCCCCAGCCCAGCAGGAGGAGAACAGUGAUUCUGAAAUAACUGAAGAAGAACGGGCUUAUCAAAUUAUGCUGCUCACAAAAAUGCUGUUGACAGAAAUUCUUUUGGAUGUUACCAAUGAAGAGAUUUAUAAUGUGGCAAAAGACGCUCCUCGAAAAGCAACAAAAGCUCCUGCAAGGCAGCUGGCACAGUCCAGUGCAUUGGCUUCCCCUUUCUGGACUUGGUAAGUACACACCUUAGUGGACUUGGGUGGUUAUGGAUCAGCAGCAAGUGAAGAUGAAAGAAGUGAGAGAGGUUCAGAAUCUUCUGAUACUGAUGAGGAGGAGCCACACAGAAUACGACAAAAACAGGAAGCCUUUCGCCGAAAAGAGAGGGAACCUCAGUGUUUGUUGCAAUAUUAUUUAAAACAACAAAAGGAAGCAAAGGAAAAGGAGGCAAAAGAGCCUGAUCCCGGCUCUCCUAAAAGCCAGAUACAUGAAAAGAAAAAGGCUGAAAGUGAUAUGGAUAAUGAUAAAGUAUUGCAUAGUGAAACGUUCUCUUGUAGUUGAAAGUAAAAAUGAGUAAAGGAAAGACCAGUAGUGAGUAAGUCGAGGAGCUCAAGUAGUAGCAGCAGCAGUAGUAGCAGCAGCGUGUAGCGCAGUAGUAGUAGUAGUAGCAGUGUAUCUAGCUCUUACAGCUCUGGCUCAUCAAGCUCCCAUAGUUCAUCUCCUAUUUCACCAAAAAGGAAGAAGAUGAAGCAUAGCCGGUCUCCACCACAGAAGAUUAGGCGUAGCAAAGUAGGAGUCGCAUGCUAAAACAGGAGGGAAAGGAGCAGAAGCAAGGAAAAAAGUGUGAGAGACGAAGGUCUAAGUAAGAAUAGUACAGAAAGGGAAAGGCGUAAAGAACGAAGCAGAUCUAGAGAAAGGAGAAGCAGAGAGAAAGGUGUAAACCGUUCUAGGGAGAGGCGCAUUGUUCGCAGUAGAAGUAGAGAUAGGCGUAGGAGUGAUGACCAACGUAGAAGCCGUAGCAGGAGGAGACACAAGCACAAGGGGAGUAGCAGAGAGAGAGCAAGGAGUAGAAGUGUUGAAAUAGAUCGGAAGAACGAGAUCAUGAAAAAUAUAAGGAAAAAGGACAAAAAUAGGAAAGAUGAGAUAAGUAGUAGGUAUACUAGCCAAGAUGAGGAUAGGGCUAAAAGUAGAAGGGAGAGUGAAAGGACAUAUUCACGCAGCGAGUCAUCAUCAUCCAAGAUAUCUCGGCAGGAAUCUAGACAAGAUAGGAAAAAAAGCUCCAUGGAAACUAAGAAACGAUCACCAUCUAGUGGAAGGGAGCAGUUCAGAGUCACCAUAAUCCACAAGGAUAAAAAGUCUAAGAAAAAAUAUAGCCGCUCACGAUCUAUGGAGAAAUCUCAAAGGUCUGGUAAGAAGGCAAGCCGCAACACAAGUCUUAAGACCCGAUCAAGGUAGUACACCUUUUUAAAAUAUAUAUUGCUUUCUAUAUGUAAUGAAUGUGUAUUGUGUAGCUGAAAUUUCCUCAGUUUAAAUUAAAAUUUGAUAAAAUGUUUACUGGAAGGGGAUGCCAAACAUCCUCAUUUUACUAAUAGUGGUCUUUGUUUUUGUUUUUCAGAUCAUCAACUCCUAUUCGACGUAGAACGCUGAUGAAUAUGUGGCAAAAGAGCUAUUAAAAUGUUUAUAAUAAAAUUCCAUGAGUUUUA